This is a messenger RNA of Funneliformis caledonium, 1133 nucleotides long. The record is from the annotation of a GenBank genome assembly. Lineage: Eukaryota; Fungi; Glomeromycota; Glomeromycetes; Glomerales; Glomeraceae.
AUGUCAAGUAACAAAGUACACGAUUAUUUCAAACGAAAGUCCGAGGAAUGGAGCCUUAUAGGAUUUUUAACCGAAAGCGAAGAAGAAUCAUUCCGGCUAAAAAUAGACUUAUACUUAAGAGGCCUUAAGAAUAUUAUUAACCAUGAGGAAGGAAAUAGAAAAGAAAAAGCUCAAAGUAUAGUUGAGAAACCAAUUAGCUUGCCUGAUGCUUCAAGUCAAUUAGCCUUUCCAGCAUUGGACUCAUUGGGCGCAGGAAACCAAUUAGCUUGCCUGACGUUCGGAUGGGAUCGGAAAUCGGAUGAACCUCAAUCCGAUCGCGUACUAGCAAGGAAUUGGGAGAAUGAGCAAGCGAGGCAAAUUCAUUUCCAUCAGCAGACAUUUCUUGGACAUGGAUCUAUACAUGGGUCUUCUAUACAUGGGUCUAUACAUGGGACUGUAAACGGGACUAUAACCGGUGGAACGUUCGUUGCCGGAUCAAAAAGAGAGCAGGAAGGGGUACAGGAUGAGCGUAAUGAUAAAACUAAAAGGACGAAGAUAGACGAAUUUUUUUUUCCAGUGAUUCAUUCCUCACCUAACGUUACUUUAGAGCCUCAGGGUCAUAAGAAUGAUUGUACCGAAGAAGAUUUAGAAGAGAAUCUUUUACAAGAAAACCUUGAAGCUGUUUUUGAUCGUAAAUUAAUUAUUAACAAUAUAUGCAUCCGGUCGUCAAUUGAGAAAUGGCGCGAAUCGUCAAAAUAUGUCGAAGAAAUACAUAAGCAGGACUUAAUGCGCUACAAUAUUAUAGAUACGACCAGCUCAUCUGCAACGGAAGCACGAAAGCUCUUCAAGGAGCACUGUGACAAUGUCAUCAGCACUAUAGAAAGAUUUUUGACGUCAAGUCCUGAUGCAACACAAUUAGCUUCAGCUUCUACCUCCGUUUCAGCAUCAUCUGAUCAAGAUACGGAACAAGACACUUAUCAAAGUACGGAACAUGACGGGAAGGCAAAAGAAGUAGAGCAGUAUUUAACAAAAAUUUCAAAAAAUGUGAAUAAUGCAAAGAAAUUGCGUGAAGUUGUCAAGAGAGAGCGUGCAAAGUUGCGAACAAAUGAUAAUGUUAAAUGGAAAAGGCGGGCAUUAGAGUUGAUGAAGAUCUU